AUGACGGCCAUACUUCCCGCCUCGAAUGAGGGGCGCUCACGCUUCUCUCCGGACCCUUUGCGAAGUCCAAUCACUCAAACCUACUUCCUCGAAGAGCCCAAUGUUGCUACGGCCAAGUUCAAUCUGCCCGCAUACCAUCGCAAGGAUCGUUCUGAUGCCGUGGUGUCCUCGCCGUCGCGGUCAGAGUCUCCAUCCCCAGAUUUCACUAUUACAGCAGUGGGGAAUCUCCCUCCCACGCCUGCAUCUCUGAGCAGUUUAUCUCUUAUGAGUGAGGACCAUGAUGACGACGAGUUGGUUCUACCUUCGUACGAUUCCAGUCAAUUCGCACAAAAGGAGCCCGAAGCCCUCAGUGAUGUGUCUGUGGACUCCUCGGCGGACUUUGCACGCUUGACACAGGCACCAGCUGCUGAUGAUAGUACGAUCGAGGACGAGCCAUCGAGGCAUGUGGAUUACCUUUCUCAUGAAUGGAGACAAGAGGAUAUUUGGGCGUCGUGGCGUUAUGUCGUGGCUCGGAGGAACGUUUACGAUAAUGGGACAAGGCUAGAGAAUGCCUCGUGGAGGACGUGGGCUAAGCUGAAACUCAAUCUGGGCACAGUAUCGCCAGAAGCCCUCAACUGGCUGAAGGACUGCGAUGUAACGUGGUUGUACGGACCCUUAAAGACAUCCAAUAAGCGGGAGAAGGCAUUCAAUGGCUCUCCUCCUCCCAGCCGUCUAGAGACACCUACCUUAUAUCCGGAUAGGAAACCGAUUCUGAAGAAGAGGACGGCUUCUGAGACUAUCUUGCAGCGUUCUCUGUCCCAGCAUACACUCUUGCAACAUGCGGGUGCCAUUCUAAAAGCACAGGAGGCUGAAAUCAACCGUAAUCGUCCCCCAUUACAGAGGGCCUCCUCGGAGUAUGGACAUCUACUUAGCAAAUCGUCCACCACUCCCGUGGGGGGUACCGUUAAGGGUACCGCCACAAAUACGUCAACGUCGGCCACUCCUAGCGAACGACGGCAUAUUCACUUCAACAACGAGGUGGUGCAAUGUAUCGCUGUCGAGGCGAAAGAGGAAGACGAUGGAUGGCCUGUUCAUUUUGGGGAUGAGUCAUCAGAGGAUGGUAUCGUUAUGAUGAAACACAUCCAUUCCGACUCGUCGCUCAGCGACAAAGGUACGCCUCGUGGUAGCCUUGCUGGCGAAAACAAAACCAUCGCCCCGCUUCCUUCCACCACACUCAAGUACCGAUGGGAUGCGUCAGAUCAUCCGGAUUUGCAAGAUUGUCGAGGGGAUGCCCGUGCGAACCGACAAUCCACAUCAGAAUCGCCAGCAUCCUCAAUAAUGGGUCGGUGGUCCAGCUACUUCUCAAACUCCACGUCUCCUACUUCAUCCGGAGCCGAGAAAUCGACGCGGACAAAUGGACGAUCUGGCAGGAACAUUGCACCAUCUGCCAAUUUUCUGCUUGAUGAAGAAGAGAAUGACAUGGAAUUUGACUGGGAACCAAGCCGCAACUCAUAUGGCCUAGGGAGUCUAAGCCGUCCUUGGUUUGUGAAUCCAGAAGAUGAUGAGGAGCUCGAUUACUACUUCCAUUCGAUGUCUCCGGGAGGAAUGACACCCAAUGAAGAAGAUGAUGAACCAUUGAGUGCAAGCAUCUUUGACCGUGUGGCGGACACCGUAAACACAGCCAAGGAUAUUGCACAUGUGAUAUGGAACGUCGGCUGGCGGCGGUGA
This is a messenger RNA of Aspergillus niger, 1707 nucleotides long. RefSeq lists its product as uncharacterized. Lineage: Eukaryota; Fungi; Ascomycota; Eurotiomycetes; Eurotiales; Aspergillaceae. The record is from RefSeq and is a predicted model, not a curated record. The coding region runs from base 1 to 1707 and encodes 568 amino acids. Gene Ontology annotation, biological process: cellular response to glucose starvation; protein catabolic process in the vacuole. The transcript has 2 exons.